Molecule: messenger RNA, 4952 nt
Organism: Biomphalaria glabrata
Lineage: Eukaryota; Metazoa; Mollusca; Gastropoda; Planorbidae
Exons: 11
Coding region: 215-2149 (644 amino acids)
Source: RefSeq, a predicted model, not a curated record
GUUAGAAUGUGAAGCUGUGUCAGUUGAUGGACUAGUGGAAGCAGGAAAAAGUUACUCCUGGACACGUGGUUUUUACAAGACAUCUAUAUCUGAUUUGAGCGUAAGUCUACAGGGAAAUCAGUUGACAGUGAUCAACUGUACCGUGGUGGCAAGCAGCUGUCUGGUCAAGAGUGGUAGUAACAUCUCUAUAUACAUUGCCACUAGUGAUGACAAUAUGACCAAUGUGACGGUCACAUUGAGUUUUGUCCCUGUCGACCUUCUGUCUAUGUGUCUGCUACUUAACUACGACACUACAAGUCACGUGUGUACAAACGUCUCGGUCUAUGUGCUACCAGUAAGCGUGAGCUGCUCAUUGUCCACCCCUGCUUCCUCGCCAAUACUUGUCACUUGUCAAGUCAACAAUGUUUAUCCAGGAGUUCUUUGUAAUCUAUACCGAAGACGCAUUUCCAACACUGUUUAUAAUUUUCCCGAGAAAUUCCUCGGACGGUGUCUGGAGAGCAGCCCUAGUCUCUACACAUCUCAAUGUAUUUGCAUCACUUCAGACAUCAUUGGACUCGGAAUCAAUCAGUUCUUCAUCAAUGUUCAAAAUUCUUUGUUCCCUUCAGGUCCAGGGAUCAAUAGUUCUGAUGCUACAUUUAAUCAAGCAAACACUACUGCCACUGUAGAAGCUGGAACUACAUAUAAUUUAGUCAACCCGUUCUACAACACAUCCACCACCAAAGUUGAUUUAUUGCUUCUCAAAAGUUCAGUGACUGUCUUCAACUGUGUUGUAACACAACCGACUUCAAGCUUCUUCUGUAGAAAUCUGACUAUAGAUCAAGCCAACAAUCAACUACAAUGGAGUUUGACUAUAGACCCUGACCUGACCAGCGCAUGUAUGGUGGUUGAUCGUCAGUACUCAAUGCAAGUUUGUCAGAAUUUCUCAGUAUAUGCUUUACCAGAAGGGUUAAGUUGCUCUACAUCCUCUACACCUACUGUUUUGUCAAUCAACUGCCAAUUUAAAGUGUUGCCAGAGAAAGUGUUGUGCACAUUUUACAGGAAGUUAGAUAAUUCCUCGGAUGUUAUCAUCGGAGCUGUCAAUGGGACAGGGUUUCUACAGAAUUCAUUUUACAGGUCGGAUUGUUCCAUUAACACAAUGAGUGUCACAUGGGGAGACAACCAGUAUUUCGUCAAUGUCAGAAACGCAUUUAUUCCCUUGACUAGCGGAAUCAAUAGCACAUCUAUAUCAUUUAAUUCAGAAAAAGUGUCUACCAAAGGUUGGUAUAGUAACAGUAGUUCUUAUACUAUUUCUUGUACUACCGGACCUGCUCCUCCCAAGGUACUUCGCCUAUUUCGGAAGGGUCUAGGAACUGAAGUUGCUCUAAUCAACAAUGCUACAAUGUUAACGUAUUCAAUUGCACAACUUUCUUGUGAACAUCAGGAUGAGUACGUAUGUGAGGCUAACACCAUACAGCAAACAUUAGAGAUCAGAGUCUCGUGUCCCCCAAGACUAGUGGAAACACAAGUCAACCAAACCUACACUUGUAAAGUUGGCGGAAGUAUUCUCUUCCCUCCCAUCAUCAUCUCUGGUACAACUGAACCCAGUGACUAUUUCUUAGUGUACAACGAGAACGGCGUCUUGUACAAGUCCAGAUCUGAUCUCUACACAGUCUACUACCAUAAAAAGUCGCUCUACUUUGGUGCAAUCGACUUGGCUCUUCAUGAGGUGAAGGAAGUAGAGUUUGGCUCGUACAGACUCAAGAUGAGGUCAGCUUACGGUGAUGGGGAUGACGUCUUUUUCACGCUUGUCUUAGAUUCCAGUGUUGUGACCGAUUACAAGCCAGCAGUUAUUGCUCUUGGAGUGCUGUUUUCUCUACUUGUUCUCUGUGUGACUUGUGUCCUAGGUUACUACUUCUAUAAGCGAUACAAGAGUCCUGCUGCUGAGCAGACCAACACAAUGCCAAUGACAACGCCUAGUAAUAGUGGAGAAUGUUACGACACACUUAAUAAACCUGAUAAUGGCUCGGAUUAUUAUAGGUCUUUAAAAGCCAAUACAGACAUAAGACAGCGCGAACAGGAUGACUACAUGAACACAACAAUUAAACUGGCUAUGAAACCAAAUGUCAAGAAGCCCAAGCCGAAAUAUCUAAAUACUUAUGAAAAUCAUUGACAGAAUAUUGACAAGAAUCUAGUUUUGCAAUCUUUGCUAAAUGCUAAUUAUUUGAAUUCAAGUGUCUCCAUAAUUUCAGACGUCUGUGCAGACAGUAUAAAAAGCUAAUAUUCUAGUGUACAUUUGAACUUUAGCGUAAAGCUUGGGACGUUUUCAUUAAAUAUUUAGUAUUCAUUUUUUUUUUAAUUUUUAAAAUAAAUGCCUCUUUUUCUCUCUCUCUCUCUCUCUCUUGCUCUCUUUCUCUCUCUCUCUCCUGUGACAAACUUCCUUAUUGGAUUCUUCCGCACUGUUCUAAUUGACGCGUUUCUGCGCCGAUGAAUCUCAAAAGGUUUUCUCCUACGACUCAUCGCAGUGAGAGCUGAAACUAGUUUGGUCUUGAAACAGGCCCAAUAUUGAGAGAGAGAGAGAGAGAGAGAGAGAAUGAGGCAGAGAAAGAGGCAUUUGUUUGCAAUUCAUCACUGUUUUAUGUUGCGCCUACACUUAUGUAUUAGGUUGUUAUGGAUGCUAUCUCAGGCGCACAGAAAAGUCGCGAAUCUUUCAGGAAUCCAUGUCACCGUUAUUAAGUUGAUAGAUAGCUCUAUAGCCGGGUUUUAUUGAAGCAAUUUAAUACAACAUUACUAAUUCACAAUAAUCAAAUAUGCAAAAGAAAAAAACAACAACAAAAAAAACAACAACGGCAUUUUAGAAUAAAAAUGCCAUAAAAUAUACAUAACAAAAAAUUAUUAUGCAAUUAUUGGAAGUUGGGAUUCCAUAAUCUACUGAGAUUGAUACACUUACUUGUGACCAGGAGAUUUACAUAUUUAGUUGUGAACAGGAGAUUUACAUAUUUAGUUGUGACUAGGAGAUUGACAUAUUCAAUUGUGAUUAGGCUAUUUAGUUGGAGCUUGUUGAUGCGUCUCAUUGCUGCGUUGCUCUAGACUAGACAUAUAUUUUUUGCUUGAGUGUAAUGGCGGCACUUAACAGUCAAGAGCUUUGAAACAUGUCUACGCAGUACCCACUUACAAUUGCAAACAUUUGUUAACAUUUAUUAACUGAUAAUUAGAUCUACAGCUCUCGUAAUUGUAUUCCCUAUACAUUAACAUUUUAUUUAUUGCUUUGUAUAGAAACACGAAAUAGCAAUAAUUUUAAAAUGUGUUUUAAAAAGUCUUUCGAGGUCUCCAUCGUCAUCUGUACCUAUUACUGUAAUGGGUAUUUUCUUAGUAAGUGGCAAUUGAUCAUUGAAAAUCUUGAAAAUGAUUUUGCAAGACGUAACUAUCUUCUCUUUUGAAGAAACGAAUGAAGUAUAAAAGAUAUUUCUGCGGAUAGAGUCAUCCCACGAACUUUACGAGCCUUGUGUGUAGCGAAGUCAUACAGUAUAUCAUAAAAAUUCUAUUUCCUACAUAAAUCACGCUCAAUAGCAAGAAUUACCAAAUGUUUAAAUCUAUCUACGAGAAUUGUUGAACUAAAGUAAUUCUUCAUUAGCUUGAGGCGCGAGAAGCUUCUUUCACCAGAUUCCAAAAUUACUGGAUGAUGCCUUUCUUUUUAUCGCGCUUAGGAUUGGCAUUUUCCUUAUUGAAUGACACCCCAAAAUGACAAUUUUUGUCUAUAUAUUUCAGGAGAUUCGUAUGAGUUUUCUAAAGAUUUUAAUAAUUUCCGGAUAUUUCCAGGACUUUUUCGUAUAUUUUGCAAUUUCAGGAGAUUUUCAGGAGCUCCUGGUAAAUCGACAGGAGGCCGCAGGAAAUCUGUUAUAAGUUAUACAAUGGUUUAAUUUAAUAAUUUAUACACCUAGAAUUAGCUCGGGUCCUAUGAAAGUGCGGGGCCCACUGCGGUCGCAUAAGUGCGGAGCCCACUGCGGUCACCUAAGGCCGACCCUGCAAAAUAGCGGCGUAUACUACGCCGCCGGUCGACUAGUGAAGUAUAAAAGACUAGCAGUACAUACCGGGUAUGCCCGUUGAUUUCGUCCCAGGAUUUAUAUUGUUUAUUAAGACGUGACACCACUUUCUCUCUUUUUUUUUAAUUUGAAUGUACAGUUAACGGGCUACAUUUUAAAGACCCUCCGAGCAGACUGUUUUAUUAGCCCAUUAAUUCGUAGAUCUGUUACAAUGAAAUUUAACAGCCCGCCGCUCUCUUCCUCUUUCCUUCUAUCUUUCUCUCUCUCUCUCUUUUACAAAGCUAAUAUCAACUCACUGUCUCUGUCUGUCUAGUAAAAAGUUUGUACACGUUUCUUCUCCCACACCUAUUCUCGGAUCAAGUUGAAACCUCACAAAAUUAUUAAUUGACAUAAACAAGACAUGAAUCAAUAAAAAAAGGAUCUAAUUAGUCAAUUAAUCCCUGGUAAUUUAUUAUAUUGUUUGAUACAGAUAAGAUAAACUAAUCUUUCAGUAUUCACAGAUAUGGCUAAUUUGUUGGCUUUAGUCCCCUUCAAUAAUUGUUAUGAUUUUUUCCAUCACAUAUUCUCCGAUCUACUUGAUACUUCAAUCAAUUAUUUAUUGUACCUUACAAAACAUUAUUCAAUAAAAACAAAAUAGCCAGUUAGUCAAUUAUUUAUUGUACCUAACAAAACAUUAUUCAAUAAAAACAAAAUAGCCAGUUAGUCAAUUAUUUAUUGUACCUAACAAAACAUUAUUCAAUAAAAACAAAAUACCCAGUUAGUCAAUUAUUUAUUGGUUAUAAUUAUUCUGUUUGAUGCCAAAUAAGGGAAAUAGCUUGUACAUUAUUGAUAGAUAUAGUUUUAAGAGCGGAGUUCUUCCCCUUUAGAUAAACUUUGAUUAAAAAAAAAAGGAUUUUUUAUAUGUUGCUUGUUCUGUCGCUGUUUUUUUUUUUA